Vigna umbellata (rice bean) is the source of this 1486-nucleotide messenger RNA. It is a transcript of the gene LPXK, whose product is annotated as tetraacyldisaccharide 4'-kinase family protein. NCBI's taxonomy places the organism in Eukaryota, Viridiplantae, Streptophyta, Magnoliopsida, Fabales, Fabaceae. Gene Ontology annotation, molecular function: lipid-A 4'-kinase activity; ATP binding. Gene Ontology annotation, biological process: lipid A biosynthetic process. The record is from RefSeq and is a predicted model, not a curated record.
UUAUGAUAAAGAAUUGAAAAAUUAGUUGGUGUGUUGGGUUAGAGUGUGGCAAAAGGGUUACAGGAAGGAAGGAGAAGAAGAAGAAAAGAAAGUAAGAAAAUUGAUGGAGAAACUGAGAAGUGCGGUGAAUGAAAUAGCCUACGCUCACACUCUCUCUCACCUCACUCCAUUUCAUCGCUCUCUGCUCCCUUUCCUUUCCAUUGCCUCCACACUCUAUAAACUCGCCCUCUCACUUCGCCGCUCACUUUACCAAUACCGUUUCUUUCAAGUCCAAUGUUUGCCAGUUCGUGUGAUCAGUGUUGGUAAUUUGAGUUGGGGAGGCAAUGGGAAGACGCCGAUGGUGGAGUUCAUCGCUCUCUGCUUUUCGCGUCACGGAAUUUCACCUCUAGUUCUUUCUAGGGGUUAUGGUGGUGGGGAUGAAGUCAACAUGCUUAGGAGGCAUUUACUUGGGACACCAACUAAGAUUGGUGUUGGUGCUAACCGAGCUGCUGUUGCAAGGCAUUUUAUCCGAAAAUAUGGCUACAUUGAUAUUUGUAAGACUUCAUGGCACGAGAAACAAUACCUUGAACGGAAGGUUCAGAAUUCUCUUCAUUCAGAAAAAAUUGGGGUUGUAGUUCUUGACGAUGCUAUGCAGCAUUGGAGCUUGUGGCGAGAUUUGGAUAUUGUAAUGGUUAACGGAUUAACACUUUGGGGUAACCUUCAACUAUUGCCUCGUGGACCGCUAAGGGAACCUUUGACUGCACUUAGGCGAGCAGAUGCAGUUGUAAUCCAUCAUGCUGAUUUGGUUUCUGAGCAUACUCUGAAGGAUAUUGAAUCAAUGAUCUUAAGGAUUAAAAGGUCUGUUUGUAUUUUCUUUACAAAAAUGGAUCCAACUUACUUAUUUGAGGUGGGAACUAUCAAUGCCAAAAUACCAUUGACGGCUCUUCAUGAAGCUACUACAUUAUGUGUUUCUGCUAUUGGUUCUGCGGAGCCUUUUGUGAAGCAGAUUCAAAAGAUGCGAGCACUUUAUGUUGAUCGAAUAGAUUUCAGUGAUCAUCACAUAUUCCAUGCCAGGGAUAUUGAGAUAAUCAGAGCCAAACUUAGAGAACUAGAGGGGAAGUUUGAUUCCAAACCAGUUGUUGUAAUAACUGAAAAGGAUUAUGAUAGGGACCCUGAAAUUCUUAAGCAAUUGUAUCCAUUUAGAGUUUUUGUUCUCUGUUCUGUAUUGAAGGUUCUACCCUAUAGAGGAAGCACAGAGGAUAGCUUUAAGAAAUUUCUGAAGGAUCAUUUAAAAUUAGAACGGCGUCCAGCACAUUAGCCCUAUGUCACUGGUCCUGGUUACUUUUAUAUAGUUGAUGGUAUUUUUUCCCCCGAGUUACGCAAGGGACCAAUAAAGUUGAUACUUAUUGUUUUUCAGAGACUAAUAAUGUACUAGGCAUAGAGGGAGAAUGAUGGAACAAUUAAAGUAUCUCUGGUUUAUAAUCUUGAGGAAUAUUUAGUUACUUUU